Messenger RNA from Protobothrops mucrosquamatus (brown spotted pit viper), 277 nucleotides. It is a transcript of the gene PYDC1, whose product is annotated as pyrin domain containing 1. The transcript has a single exon. The record is from RefSeq and is a predicted model, not a curated record. NCBI's taxonomy places the organism in Eukaryota, Metazoa, Chordata, Lepidosauria, Squamata, Viperidae. Bases 8 to 277 code for a protein of 89 amino acids.
CAGCGCCAUGUCCGUGAGCGUCCGCGACUACAUCGGGAAAGUCCUUCGGGACUUGACGGACGACGAGUUCCGGAGGUUCAAGGCGAACCUCCGCGACUACCAGGUCGGGCCGGGCUACGAAAACAUCCCCCGAGGGCAGCUGCAGAACGCGGACGCGCUGACAGUGAGCGACCUGCUGAUCAGUUACUACUGCGAGGACUACGCCAUGGAGGUGGCGUCCGCGGUGUUGAUGGCCAGCAACUGCAUGCCCCAGGCGCAGAUGCUUCUCGGCCGCUAG